Messenger RNA from Penicillium daleae, 2058 nucleotides. RefSeq names its product Zn(II)2Cys6 transcription factor. Gene Ontology annotation, molecular function: DNA binding; carboxy-lyase activity; DNA-binding transcription factor activity, RNA polymerase II-specific. NCBI's taxonomy places the organism in Eukaryota, Fungi, Ascomycota, Eurotiomycetes, Eurotiales, Aspergillaceae. The transcript is spliced from 5 exons. Gene Ontology annotation, biological process: DNA-templated transcription; regulation of DNA-templated transcription. The record is from RefSeq and is a predicted model, not a curated record. Bases 1 to 2058 code for a protein of 685 amino acids.
AUGGACCGAGAUGAGAUCGAACAAACCCUGCGCCGGAAGCGUAAGCCACAGGAGAAGGCUUGCUAUCCUUGCCACAGGCGCAAGGUCCGUUGCAAUCAUGGCCAACCGUGCAGCACAUGUGAGAGGCGGGGCCACCCCGAAAUCUGUUCCUACUCCUUCGGCCUGACUGCAGCGACCAAGCGUCAUGAUAGACGAUCUAGGCUUGAAGUUGAUAAUCCUCUGCAAGCUACACCAGUGACUGAAUCCGCUAUCUCCCGACAAAAUAGCCCCCAAGAGGCCGUAGGCUCGAGCACAGAUAGGAGAAUUUUGUCCUCUUCCACCUUGCUUCGUCCAUCCCUCGACCCUUCAGCUGGCGAAUCUAACGCAGGGAGCCCAUCCAACUUUGCAAAUGGCACCUGUCCGGUUGACGAAGUAACUAUGCCAGCAGAGCUCACAUACGAAGGGGACAACUCUAUCGUUGCCAUGCUACGACAACACGCCAAUGACCUGCCGUCAUCCUCAAGGAUUCGAGAUGCCCGCGUGUUUUUUGGCCUACAAAAUUCCUUUAGCAGCGAUCCUCUGUUUACUCUCCCGACAUUACAGCAGCGAUGGGAGAGCUUACUGAGCCUCUCACCCCAGAAUGAAGAGAUUCAUAGGUUCUUCCCUUCUUACCGGCAUACCGCAUAUCCGUUCAUGCCGUUCCUCGUCGACAUCAACUGCUUUGAACUCCGUAUGUGUAAAUACAUCAAAAGCAGGGCGGCUGGGGAGCUACAGGACAAAUCACAUCUUUCAGAACCAUGGGUCAGUGAUGAAGGCAUUACGUUCGUUGCUCUCCUUCUGGCUACCCUUUCCUGUGGUUCCCAUUUCUCGACCCUGCCCGUCACCCAACGAUGCGAGACAUCUCGAGAUUUUGUGAGACGAGCAUUUCAAGUCCUGCAACUGGCUAACUACAUGUUGCGCCCAUCUCUCAACGCAGUACAGACACUAUUGAUAUUAGGAAAUACGCUUCAGAAUAUUGGGCAAUCCGAUGGCGCCUGGAUUCUAUUAGGGACGACUGUCAGACUGUCGCAGGCGCUUGGGCUACACACCGAGAAUGGUGGUGGCCAAUCUGGACUAGAUAGCGCAAACAGAAGAGCUUUAUGGUAUGUCCACCCAACUCUCGUGGAUGCGAAAAGACACACGCACACGUUGGAACAACGCUUCAUGGCUGCCGUUGUCUGGCAGGACUGCUUUCUGAGCGUAUGCCAUGGUCGGCCGGCCAGCGUUUCGAACGUUCAAGUGCAAAGCUUAUGCCACAGCAACGCUUCCAGGUCUACUCUUUCCUACGUCGAAGUAAUGUGCUCCGUAGCAUAUAUUUGCUUCGAAGUGACGGAAAGCAAACCAGACAUGGAGCGUUCUGUACGUCUCCUGCAAACUAUAGACGAUUGUAGCUCACAUGCGCAACCAUAUCUGCAAAACCGUGAUUCGUGCUGCAACUUACAAGAGCUUCUUGAACACCUUGCGCUGGAGAUUAAUAUCUCGUUUGCUAUCUGUUUCCUAUGUCGACCUGCUAUCAAAAAGUCUACCCCGAUGUCCCAUAGCGACGUCCACCAGUUCCUCGUCACGCGAGCGAAAAAGGGCCUUCAGGAUAUAUUGAAGGCAUUCCUUGAUUUUCAGGCGUUGAGUAUCGUUCCGCAUCGGAACUGGUCGAUGAUUCACUCUGCUCUUACGUCAAUCUUGCUACUCAGCAUCUGGGAGGAGACAAGGAAUGAUUCAAAAUUUCGGGACCUUCAGGGGAGCGUACUCAAAGUUCUCUUGGAAACCAGUCAACGUGAUGCCGAUUUAGACGCAAAUCUCGAGCACCAUUGCCAUAGGACCCAUUGGCUGUCCAGUAGACACGUCCGGGCGCUUAUGAAUUUGCUGGAAACCCUUUGCAACACCUCAUGGUCAACAACAGGAACCUCUCCUAACCCGGCGUCUCACAUGCCUGAACAACAAGGUCCGACAGGAGCCCAAAUAUCGGAUAAUACCUUAUCCACAGGUUUCUGUUCGAUGCCGGAUCAAAUAUCUGCCACACUUGGUCAAAGCGCUAUUCUAUGA